This is a messenger RNA of Phyllostomus hastatus (greater spear-nosed bat), 3231 nucleotides long. RefSeq names its product zinc finger protein 791-like. The transcript is spliced from 8 exons. NCBI's taxonomy places the organism in Eukaryota, Metazoa, Chordata, Mammalia, Chiroptera, Phyllostomidae. Gene Ontology annotation, biological process: regulation of transcription by RNA polymerase II. Gene Ontology annotation, molecular function: DNA-binding transcription factor activity; RNA polymerase II cis-regulatory region sequence-specific DNA binding. The record is from RefSeq and is a predicted model, not a curated record.
AUGACCGGAGCAGGGGGAGCGUCACCAGGGGACAGACAAUCUGACUCUGUCUUCGUGGGGGGUCGUAGGCACUGUCUGUCACAGGACUCAGUGGCCUUUGAAGAUGUGGCUGUGAGCUUCAGUCUGGAGGAGUGGGCUUUACUGGAUCCUUCACAGAAGAAGCUCUACAGAGAUGUGAUGCAGGAAACCUUCUGGAACCUGACCUCCAUAGGGGGAAAAUGGGAAGAUCAUGACAUUGAAGAUCAGUACAAACACCAGGGGGGGAAACAAAGAAGUGAUAUGGUAGAGAGAAUCUGUGAAGGGAAAGAGGGUAGUCAACAGGUAGAAAACUUCAGCCUUUUUCCAAAUUUCAGUCUGAAGAAAAAAACUGUUCUUGGAGUAAAACCCUGGGAAUACAGUGUGUGUGGGGAAGUGUUCAUGCAUCAGUCAUCCCAUAAUAAGCACAUCAGAGAUCACACUGGAUACAAGCCCUCUCACUAUCAGAAUUGUGGAGAGAAGCCAUAUAAAUGCAAAGUAUGUGGGAGAGCCUUCAGUUACCCUAAGUGUUGUGAAAAACAUGAAAGAACCCACACUGGAGAGAAACCUUAUUAGUGUAAACAAUGUGUUAAAGCCUACAUGUAUUACAGUGCCUUUCAAAAACACCAAAGAACUCACACAGACAAGAAACCCUAUGAAUGUAAGCAAUGUGGUAAAGCUUUCAGUUCUCAUGUAGGUUUUCAAAUACAUGAAAGCAGCCACACUGGUGAGAAACCCUAUGAAUGUAAAAUGUGUAGUAAAGCAUUCAGUUGUCUCAGUUACCUUCGAAGUCAUGAAAAGAUUCAUACUGUAGAGAAACCUUAUGAAUGUAAGGAAUGUGGAAAAGCCUUCAGAUAUUAUCAUAAUUACCAAACACAUGAAAGAAAAUUUACUGGAGAGAAGCUCUAUGAAUGUAAGGAAUGUGGAAAAGCCUUCAGAUGUUAUCAAAGUUUUCAAAAACAUGAAAGAAUUCACACUGGAGAGAAACCCUAUAAAUGUAAACAAUGUGAUCAAGCCUACAGAGGUCACAGUGCCUUACGUGCACAUGAAAGGACUCACACAGGCGAGAAACCCUACAAAUGUAAGGAAUGUGGAAAAGUUUUUAUUUCUCAUCUAAGCUUCCAAAUACAUGAAGGAACUCACACUGGAGAGAAACCUUAUGAAUGCAAAAUAUGUAGUAAAGACUUCAGUUGUGUCAGUUAUCUUCGACGUCAUGAAAAAAUUCACUAUGGACAGAAGCACUAUGAAUGUAAGGAGUGUGGGCUAGCCUACAGAUAUUAUACUACCUUGCAAAGACAUGAAAGAAUUCACACUAGAGAGAAACCCUAUGACUGUAAGAAAUGUGGGCUAGCUUACAGAUAUUCCAGUACCUUACAAAGUCAUGAAAGGAUUCAUACUGGAGAGAAACCUUAUGAAUGCAAGGAAUGUAGGAAAGCCUUCAGAUGGUAUCAAAGUUUUGAAACACAUGAAAGAAAUCACACUGGAGAGAAACCAUAUGAAUGUAAAACAUGUAGCAAAUGAUUCAGUUGUCUCCGUUAUCUUAGAAAGCAUGAAAGAACCCACACUGCAAAGAAAUGCUAUGAAUGUAAACACUGUAAUAAAACAUUUAGGUAUCCCAGUGAUCUUCAAAAUCAUGAGAGAAAUCACACUGGAGAGAAACUCUUUGAAUGCAAACAAUGUGGGAAAGCUUACAGAGAUCACAGUUCCUUACAAGCACACACAAGAACCCACACUGGAGAGAAACCCUAUGAAUGCAAACAAUGUGGGAAAGCCUUCACUUAUUACACAACCUUUCGAAGACACAUGACCAUACACACUAAAGAAAAAGUCCUGCGCAAGACUCGGGGAGACCCAGGAAACCUAGAAAUGGUGAGUGUGCAGGCGGGGGUCCGGAGACACGAGGAAGUGCCCCUUGGAAUUGGCGGUUUCGGAGCGGCUUUCCCGCUACACCUUGGGAAUCUGCUGGUUGCAGUCGGUUGGGCGCGACGCUGGGACCUCGUUCCUCUCAGGCUUGGAGCGUCAGGCCUGGGGCAGCCGCCUGUACGUAUCCUUGGUGUCCUGUCUCGUCACUAUCUGCGGCGACUUCGGCUCCUGAGAAUAUCUGGGCAGCUGUGCACCUGCAGCACCGUUUGUCCCCAGAUGGACUCCCUGGCUUUUGAGGAUGUGUCUGUGAACUUCAGUCUGGAGGAGUGGGCUUUACUGGAUCCUUCACAGAAGAAGCUCUAUAGAGAUGUAAUGACAGAAACCUUCAGGAACCUGGCCUCCAUAGGAAAAAGAUGGGAAGAACAUGACAUUAAAAAUCAGUACAAAAAGCAGAGGAGAAAAUUAAGAAGUCCAAGGGUAGUGAGAAUCUGUGAAAGUAAACAGGUUAAUCCAUGUGGAGAAAAGUUCAGCCUUAUUUCAAAUCACAGUCUGAAGGAAAAAACCACCAGAGUGAAACAGCAUGACUGCAGAACAUGCGGAAAAGUUUUUGUGUCCCGUUCAUCCCUUAGUAGGCACAACAGAUGUCACACUGGAUACAAAGCAUAUGAAUUUCAAAAAAAUGGAGAGAAGCCUUAUAAAUGUAAAGAAUGUGAUAAAGUCUUUAGUCACCUAUUGUGGUUGGAAAAACAUGAAGGAACCCACAAUGAAGAGAAUCCCUAUGAAUGUCCAAUAUGUGGUAAAGCCUUCAGGUCUUCCAGAAAUGUUAAAGUACAUGAAAGAACUCACACUGGAGAGAAACCCUAUGAAUGUAAAAUAUGUAGUACAGCAUUUAGGUAUCUUAGUGAUCUUCGAAGACAUGAAAGAACUCACACUGGAGAGAAACUCUAUAAAUGUAAAAUAUGUGGUAAAAAUCACAGAGACCACUGGACUUUUAAAAUACAUGAGAGAGUUCAUACUGGAGAGAAACCCUAUGAAUGUAAGAAAUGUGGUAAAGCCUACAUAUCUUUCAGGUCUUUAAAAAGACACAAAUCAACUCAUACUGUGGAGAAACCCUAUGAAUGUAAACUAUGUAAUACACCAUUUAGGUAUGUCAGUGAUCUUCAAAGACAUGAAAGAACUCACACUGGAGAGAAACCCUAUGAAUGUAAAAUAUGUAGUACAGCAUUUAGGUAUAUCAGUGAUCUUCGAAAGCAUGAAAGAACUCACACAUGAGAGGAACUCUAUACAUGUAAAAUAUGUGGUAAAGCCCACAGAGACACAAAAAUACAGACACAAAAAACUCACACUAUGUAG